AUGAUCGGAUGUGAGCGUGUAGAGACACAGAGUCAGGGCGAUAUGGGUAGUUACAGAAUGUGUCUGAUCUUCACGAGGAAGUUCAGGGUGACCGAGCCUGGUCCGGUUGAUGACGUCAGAAAUGUUUUCGAGAAAUACGCGGGGGGUGAGGCUCACAUGUCGCCGGAGCAGCUACAGAAGCUCAUGGCGGAGGAAAGAGGAGGAGAAUCGAGUUUGGAGGAGGCGGAGAGGAUCGUUGACGAGGUGCUUCGCCGGAAACACCACAUUGCAAAGUUCACGAGACGAAACCUCACUGUUGAGGAUUUCAACUAUUUUCUCUUUUCCACCGAUCUCAAUCCUCCCAUCGGCGAUCAGGUCCAUCAUAACAUGGAUGCUCCUCUGUCACAUUACUUUAUAUACACAGGCCACAACUCCUACUUAACCGGAAAUCAGCUGAGUAGCAACUGCAGUGACCUUCCCAUUGCAGAUGCAUUGAGACGAGGCGUGAGAGUGGUUGAGCUGGAUCUCUGGCCACGUGGCAACGAUGAUGUCUGCGUUAAGCAUGGCAGGACCUUGACCAAGGCCGUUAAGUUGGGUAAAUGCUUGGAGUCAAUUAAAGCUAACGCCUUUGCUACUUCAAAGUAUCCUGUUAUUAUUACUCUCGAAGACCAUCUCACUCCUAAACUCCAAUCUAAAGUUGCCAAGAUGAUAACUCAGACAUUUGGAGAUAUGUUGUAUUACCAUGACUCUGAGAGUUGCAAAGAGUUUCCUUCACCGGAAGAGUUGAAGGAAAAGAUUCUUAUAUCAACGAAACCUCCAAAGGAGUACUUAGAAGCUAACGAUGUGAAGGAGAAAGAUAAUGGAGAUAAAGGGAAAGAUUCAGAUGAGGAUGUAUGGGGGAAAGAGCCAGCAGAUCUUAUUUCUACGCAAUCCGAUCUCGACAAGGUCUCAAACAGUAUAAACUAUGUCAACCACGAUGAUGAGGAGAGGGGUUCUCGUGAUUUUGAUGUGUCAUGCCCAUUGCAAGCACCAGAAUAUAAGCGCCUUAUCGCCAUCCAUGCAGGGAAGCCAAAGGGGGGAUUACGGAUGGCGUUAAAGGUUGAUCCGAACAAAAUCAGACGACUUAGUCUGAGUGAGCAAUUACUUGAGAGAGCUGUAGCAACAUAUGGCGCAGAUUAUCUCAAGUUAACCUAUCUAGGAACCUCACAAUGUGAGCAGAUUCACGCAAAAGAACUUUCUGAGGAUAUAUCCCAAAGGCACAAGAUCGGUUGGAUGAGUGGAGCUCAAUUGAUUGCAUUCAACAUGCAGGGGUAUGGAAGAGCAUUGUGGCUGAUGCAAGGAAUGUUCCGAGCCAAUGGAGGGUGCGGUUAUGUCAAGAAGCCAGAUUUUCUUAUGAAUGUAGGUCCUAAUGGAAAAGUCUUUGAUCCCAACGAGAACUCCUCUCCAAAGAAAACUUUAAAGGUGAAAGUAUGUAUGGGAGAUGGAUGGCACCUGGACUUCAACAAAACUCACUUUGAUCUCUAUUCUCCUCCAGACUUCUUCGUUAGAUUGGGUAUUGCGGGAGCACCUGCUGAUGAGGCGAUGAAGAAAACAGAAGUAAAGUAUGAUACGUGGACACCCAUUUGGAACGAGGAGUUCACAUUCAAGUUAACUGUUCCUGAACUUGCUCUGCUCCGCGUUGAAGUGCAUGAAUACGACGCUAAUGAAAAAGACGAUUUUGGAGGCCAAACUUGUUUACCUGUGUCCGAGUUACGGCAAGGCAUACGCGCUGUUCCGCUUUUCAAUCGAAAGGGAGUUAAAUACAGCUUCACGCGGCUUCUUAUGCGCUUUGAGUUUGUCUGA
This is a messenger RNA of Thlaspi arvense, 1821 nucleotides long. Lineage: Eukaryota; Viridiplantae; Streptophyta; Magnoliopsida; Brassicales; Brassicaceae. The record is from the annotation of a GenBank genome assembly.